GUGCAGAAGAUGCAUCUUGCCAACCACCUGCUCCUCCUUCUGGUCGGACUGCUGGUCCUUUCUCAUGGGCAGCUGUACCCUGAGCACUAUAGCCAGGGUCACACUGGCAGCCCCCAUCAGGAGGCUCUAAGCACAGGUGAGGGCUCCCCCAGCCUCAAGAUUGCCCCAGGGAAUACAGCCUUUGCUCUCCACUUCUACCACCUGAUGGCUUCCCAAAGUCCUGGCAGCAACAUCUUCUUUUCCCCACUGAGCAUCUCUGCCUCCUAUGCCAUGCUGUCCCUGGGGGCCCGCUCACACAGCCAGACCCAGAUCCUUGAGGGUCUGGGCUUCAACCUCACGGAGCUGUCCGAGCGCGACAUCCACCAGGGCUUCCAGCACCUCCUGCACACUCUCCAGCUCCCGGGUGACGGGCUGGAGAUGCACAUAGGCAGUGCCCUGUUCCUGAGCCAGGACCUGCUGAUCCUUCCGGAAUUUCUUAACGACAGUGUGGCCUUCUAUGAAUCCAAACUCUUCCUCACCAACUUCCACAACUCUGUGGGCACCACCCAGCUCAUCAAUGACCACGUCAAGGAGGAAACUCAAGGGAAAAUUGUGGAUUUGGUCAGCCACCUGAGCACAGACAUCACAAUGGUGCUGGUGAAUUACAUUUACUUCAAAGCUCUGUGGGAGAAACCAUUCAUUCCCUCGAUGACCACUUCCCAAGACUUCUAUGUUGAUGAGACUACAGUAGUCAAGGUGCCUAUGAUGCUGCAGGACACGCAGCACCACUGGUAUCUUCACGACAGAUUCUUGCCCUGCUCGGUGCUGCGGAUGGAUUACCAAGGAAACAUGACGGCCUUUUUCAUCCUUCCUGAUCAAGGGAAAAUGAAGCAGGUGGAGGAGGUCUUGACUCCAGAGAUGUUAACAAGGUGGAAGAACUUGCUUCAGAAGAGGUAUUUUUAUAAGAAGCUCAAGCUGCAUUUCCCCAAGUUCUCCAUUUCUGGCACCUAUCAAUUAGAUCAGAUUUUGCCCAAGAUGGGCUUCAUGGACCUGUUCUCGAAGCAGGUUGACCUGUCUGGCAUCACCAAAGAGCGAAAACUGCAGGUGUCCAAGAGUUUCCACAAAGCCAUUCUGGAGGUGGAUGAGGUUGGCACCCAGGCGGCAGCGGCCACUGGCAGCUUUAUCACCUUUAUGUCUGCCCAGCACAAUCGCAGAGUCCUUCGGUUCAACCGGCCCUUCUUCGUGGCGAUCUUUUCCACCAACACCCAGAGCAUCCUUUUCCUGGGCAAGGUUGUCAACCCCACGAAGCCAUAGCCCUCCCAGAGCUGGCUCUCUGUUACAAGCAGGAAGGUGUGGCCUGGGGGUCUCAGUGUGAGCAGCUCCAUGUUCAGAAUGGGGGACACAGAAGAUCCUGAGAGUCCAGGGCAGAAGCUGUUGGCGAGGGAGAGGGAUGUGGGUGGUGUGAGAUACGUGUGAACUGGACACCCAGCUCCUCAGGGCAGAUCAUCUCACCGCUUUGAGCACCACCCUGGAAGGUGGGAGAAACCCUGCCAGGUGGUUGAAGGGAUUAAACACAAUGAUGGCUAUGAGGAGCUUGGUUUGGUGCCUUGCACAUAGUAGGUACUCAAUAAAUGUAUCCCUAU
Molecule: messenger RNA, 1622 nt
Organism: Mirounga angustirostris (Northern elephant seal)
Lineage: Eukaryota; Metazoa; Chordata; Mammalia; Carnivora; Phocidae
Gene: SERPINA4
Product: serpin family A member 4
Exons: 4
Coding region: 10-1293 (427 amino acids)
Biological process (GO): negative regulation of endopeptidase activity
Molecular function (GO): serine-type endopeptidase inhibitor activity
Source: RefSeq, a predicted model, not a curated record